GUUCUCCUGCAUCUGGAUGCAAAGCAGUACUUACUGGAGCCAAUUGUAUGGUCUCUUCAAUUCCCUUCAUGCGCGCCACUUUGCUCAUUUUCGCAUCUCGAGCUUCGGCAUCUGCAUGUCUCCAUCAUCGUCAACAAGGUUUGCUAAGAAUCCUUUUGCCCUUGUCGAUCGCUCAUCGCCGUCAUUCUGGACGAUGGCAACCCCGGCCUCGAUAAUUAGUUCGUUCCUGAGUCCUGAGUGAGCAUGUCUCCAUGGAGAGCGCCUUUAUUUCCCGGUUCUUAUUCCCUGUCCGUCCAGUUCGUCUAUCUCUUCCGAACAUUUUUUGCGCUUUCGAUUCGUUUCCAUUCUUCAGUUUGUUGAGAUUUUUAUGCGAUCACAGUCGCCCCUCUGACUCGCGAUGUCACUUCCUAAGGUCUUUCUUAGCUCUCUACUAUUGCUUCCUGUUAUUAUAUUCGCCGGCAAGUGCCCGGAUCUUGCUGGAGACUUGAAGCAGAAGUUGUCGUCUGGGGUGACAAUUGAGAGCAACGAUCCUACGGUAACACGAUGGAGCGAAUAUGGAGCUCCAAAACCCGCAUUUGUCGUCAAUGUUGCGGCCGAGAAAGACGUUGCAGCCACAGUUAAAUAUGCCGUUUCUAAGAAUAUCCAAUUCUUAGCGCAAGAUGGAGGCGCAGGAUGGGCGAAGACUUCCACGAUUGAUAAUUGCGAUGUUGUGAUCAACAUGCGGAAACUGAACCAGGUGACUGUGAGCGGCGACAAAACCACACUUACACACGGAGGCGGUGCGAUCACAUCCGAAGUUAUCGACGCUGCCUAUGCAGCAGGCGUUCAAGUCAUCAGUCCCAAUUGCAACUGCGUUGGCAAUAUGGGUGCGUACCUUGGUGGUGGAUAUUCUCGGUUAGCCGGCAAGUACGGGUUAGGCGUGGACAACCUGCUCUCCGUCAACAUGGUCAACGCAGACGGUGAUCUUCGCACGGUCACAGAAAAGAGCGAUCCGGCCCUGUGGUGGGCUAUCCGUGGCGCAGGACCAAACUUUGGCGUCGUCACCAGUGCUACGAUUAAGGCGUACGAAGUCCCACAGGAGAAGAACACCGCGUGGCUAGGGGGCCUCAUCUUCACCCAAGAUAAGAUUGAAGCCUUGGUGACGGCGAUUAACAACCUGAAACUUCAAUCGCAGAUGGCAAUUUUCCUGUAUUACGCGACCUCGGAGGGGGAGCCCAAUGUCAUUACGUUCCCUUUCUGUGCGGGUUGCACUGCGGAGGAAGGAAAAAAACUAUUUGCAUCGAUAUACGCACUCGAACCUGUGGCCGAUACAACUGCCGUCACUCCUUUCAACGAAGUCAACGCUGGCGGCGAUACGUUUUGCGAGUUUGGAGGCCGUAAACCUGCCUAUGGCUCGGGGAUGGCAAAAUUGGACCCCGCAACUUGGAGAGGGAUUUGGGAUGACUACGUUGCCUGGCUGAAGAAUCCUGGAACCGAAGCUAGUACCAUAUUGAUGGAAGCGUACAGCAUGGAUAAAGCAAGAAGCAUAUCGACGAACUCUGCGUCGUUUCCGCACCGAAAUACGAUCAACUUCCAUGGAGUCGCCCUGCCGUGGUACACUGAUGCCGCGCUUGACGGCGAAGCGGAGUCGUUUGCCAACAAAGUGAGGACCCGAUUGAGGGCUACGGAUGGUCUAGGAAAGGACAGCUCUUACAUUAACUUUGCUCAUGGGGAUGAAUCUCUUGAAAUAAUCUAUGGCGACAGCCUCAGCAAACUCAAGGCCACGAAGGCUGCCAAUGACCCAAAGAACGUUUUCAAUCAGUGGUUUCCACUUUCGAAGGGCCGCUCCAACCAGGCUCCUGCUACUGAUGAGGCAUGAACGGUUCGGAUGAAUGUGGAUAUCCUUAUUUUGUACAGUUUUGGCGCUUAGGACUGGCUAGGAUAGCCUGGGUAUGUCAUGCUUUCACUUUUUUGCAGGCCAGGCUUUUGAAUAGCAUGCCCACCAUUACUUACCAAGUACGAGACGAGCGCAUUCCUCGGCAAGGUAGAAUUUCCCGCUUUGCAGUCUAAUAUAACGUCAAGACAC
This is a messenger RNA of Eremomyces bilateralis CBS 781.70, 2065 nucleotides long. RefSeq names its product FAD binding domain-containing protein. Gene Ontology annotation, molecular function: FAD binding; oxidoreductase activity. The transcript is spliced from 3 exons. Bases 398 to 1858 code for a protein of 486 amino acids. The record is from RefSeq and is a predicted model, not a curated record. NCBI's taxonomy places the organism in Eukaryota, Fungi, Ascomycota, Dothideomycetes, Eremomycetales, Eremomycetaceae.